This is a messenger RNA of Colletotrichum chrysophilum, 633 nucleotides long. RefSeq lists its product as uncharacterized. The transcript is spliced from 2 exons. NCBI's taxonomy places the organism in Eukaryota, Fungi, Ascomycota, Sordariomycetes, Glomerellales, Glomerellaceae. The record is from RefSeq and is a predicted model, not a curated record. Bases 1 to 633 code for a protein of 210 amino acids.
AUGACCAGCAUCGAGAGUAUCCCCGAAAAAUGGGCUGCGGCCUGGUCCGACAACGAUUCAGCCGCUUUCGCAAACUUGUUUGCCCCGCAAGCCGUGUACACCGACCACGCGCACCAGCUCAUCACGACCAAGCUGGAGGAUCAUCACAGGGUCUGGCGCAACGCCAACCCAAACUUCAAGGUCAUUGUCGACCCGUCGACGCCGAUCUGGUGGGCUAGAGACAACGCUGAUAACUACGGGAAGAGAGCGAGCUGCAGUUUCAGAACUAUCAACACCGGGACCUUUAUGGAGUCGCUGCCGAGAAAGGUCGCUUCGGGCAAGAAUUGGUCAUUCGUUGCAAUGGUGCAUUUGAGUGUUGAAGACGGGCUGAUCACGCAGCUCGACGAGUUUUAUCGGGAUAGCUUUGACGAGGGGGUCCCUGUAGAACAAUACCUAAUCCGCUGCUUUGCCGUCAGGAUCAACCAAGUUAUGGUAUACCUCAGGUCCUCGUCCGCCGUUCAGAGCGUGCACCCUAAGCACGUCGAAUCGAAUCCGCAUGAGGUCUCUGUCGGGGAGAAGAGCUCUGUUGUCAGCGAAGAUGUCGACGAUGCGCCCAUUUUCAAUCUCCGCGCUCUGACGACUGCCUGCGAAUGA